AUGCCCUUCGGGCUAACCAACACGCCAGCGAUGUUCCAGAGAGCAAUGGAUAUCCUGCUCUCUCCGUUCCGUUGGAAAUGCUGUUUGAAGGCAGGUGUGAAGCUCAAGCUUCGCAAGUGCGAAUUUUUCGUCGAAAAGAUCAAGUACCUGGGCCAUGUCGUUCGGCCAGGUACAUUGGAGGUUGAUGCCGCUCGCAUCGCGGCGUUGGAACAAGUGAGGUACCCCCAAACGCAGACCCAACUCAGAAGCUUCUUGGGACUUUGUAAUGUGUACCGUCAGUUUGUCCCACAUUACGCGAAAAUCGCACAUCCGCUCAAUCAACUAUUGAAGAAGGGACAACCGGUCCGGAUGGAAGGAUUCGACGAACCGUGCGAAAAGUCUUUUCAUAAGCUCAAGGGCGCCAUCUUGGCACCGCCGGUGUUGGCGCUGCCGAAGAAGGACCUACCCUACUCGAGAAACUAUUCUGUAUCAGAAAAAGAAUGUCUAGCGGUAAUUUGGGCCGUACAGACUUUAAGACCAUAUCUAUAUGGCGAGCACUUCAUUGUGCAUACUGACCAUGCCUCAUUGAGGUGGUUGAUGAACGUAACCGACCCCAGCGGGAGAUUAAUCCGAUGGAGGCUCCGCCUCUCGGAAUUUGAUUUCAAAAUCAAGUACAAGAAGGGCAAGGCCAACAGCCAAGCUGACGCCCUGUCAAGAUUACGGACCGCAGGAGAAACCAACGAGGACAGAUUUGACGCGUUAGACGACAUCCUCGCUCUUGAGGGGGGGACCGCCCCUGAUCGCUUCGAUCAAUUCCAAGCUGUUACUCCGGAGGAGCUCAUUCGCGAGCAAGCCGUCGACCCCUUCUGCAACUGCAUCAAGGAAGAAAUGGACGCCGGAAAGGUGAGAACGUUCAGCAUGGAGACCGAGGAACUCGAAGGAACUCUAUGCCGUACCGCGGCGGAGUUUGUACAAGUGGUGAUACCACAAUCGGUAAGGGACCGCGUCCUAGGGUUAAGCCAUUACGCAAAAUUGGCAGGACACCCAGGAGGCAGGAAACUUUACAAGACAUUGAGAAGAUAUUUUUACUGGCCUACGAUGGCCCUAGACUGCUACGCAGUCGCGAAGAAUUGCGCCGCAUGUGCGCGGGAAAGGGUGAAGUUAAGAAGAAACACGAAGGAAAUGAAGCUGUUCACGCCCAAAGCUCCGCUGGAGUUUGUCGCCAUCGACAUCCUCGGCGAGCUAAUUAUAACUAAACGAGGAAAUCGGUAUAUUCUCGUGAUCAGCGAUCGAUACUCGAAACUGGUACGAACCGUACCGUUGAAGAAGAUAUCAGCUGCGCACAUCGCACAAGUCUUCGUUCACCAUUGGGUAUUCGUGUACGGACCGCCGGUCAAGCUGCUGUCCGACAAUGGAACACAGUUCACGGCCCGGUUCUUUCAGAACGUCUGCCGAAUUCUCGGCAUACGCAAUGUGUUCACGACUACGUACCACCCGCAAGCCAACGGCCAAGUUGAGAGGUUUAACCGCACGCUGACUUCCGCGUUGCGAAAAUAUGUUGGAGAGCAUCCCAAGGACUGGGACUUAUUUAGCGACGCUGUGACGUUCGCAUACAACACGCAAGUUCAUCGAACUACGAACAUCGCGCCCUUCGAGCUGGUGUUAGCUCGGGCGCCGAGAAGCAUUGCGUUACAAGCACAUCCAAUGAAGAGGUCUGAUCAAGGUACAGUCGUGAUCGCCAUUGACGAUCAAGGGGAGCGCGUUUUACGAGACCGGGUGAAACUAGCCCCGAGUCCGAUGGACCUCGCGCCGGUCACCGGCUUAAUACAAGCGCUACGGUUCCUUGAUGGGACAGAGAGAGACGAAGGACGGAAUGUUUUCGAGAAUGGGGGUAAACAGUGA
Messenger RNA from Chondrus crispus (carragheen), 1881 nucleotides. RefSeq lists its product as hypothetical. Lineage: Eukaryota; Rhodophyta; Florideophyceae; Gigartinales; Gigartinaceae. Gene Ontology annotation, molecular function: nucleic acid binding. The record is from RefSeq and is a predicted model, not a curated record. Gene Ontology annotation, biological process: DNA integration. The transcript is spliced from 5 exons. Bases 1 to 1881 code for a protein of 626 amino acids.